Messenger RNA from Arachis stenosperma, 2660 nucleotides. RefSeq names its product protein SEEDLING PLASTID DEVELOPMENT 1. The record is from RefSeq and is a predicted model, not a curated record. The coding region runs from base 194 to 2386 and encodes 730 amino acids. The transcript is spliced from 9 exons. Lineage: Eukaryota; Viridiplantae; Streptophyta; Magnoliopsida; Fabales; Fabaceae. Gene Ontology annotation, molecular function: ATP hydrolysis activity.
GUCUCACAAAUCAAUCACCAAACCUUUUAACGGUCUCCAACACUUACUUGUCCCUUCCUUCCCUCCAAUCCCAAUAGUAAUAGAAGAUACCUCGGAAUCUUCUUUUUCUCUUCUUCUUCUUCUUCUUUCUUCUUUAACUCAUCAACACACAUCUCAAACCAAAGAACACAGAAAAAAAAACUAACAUAACAGAAUGAGAGCACUGAAUUCGCAUUAUGUGGUGAUCGAUCUUCACUGCUCAUGGCACUCCACAAGUCACCACCUUCCAACCUCAGCACUUGCCUACCUCAACAUCAGCUCAAACCUCAUCUCCACCGUCUCUUCGUCAUUUCGUCGAACACGUCGUUCGGGUUCCGCGAUUCGCUCCGCCAGGUCCUCCUCCUCCUCAUGGAUUCCCUCCCCGGAAAUUCGCCGCCCCUCCGAUCGUUUCUCCUCCGGUAACGGCUAUCCGUUCAGCUCCCAGAACGUUCCGUCGACGUCGCGGCCCGAGGCCUCCACGGAGCUUGAGAUGUUCUUGGAGCUGUUGCCUCUGAAGAUGAGGAGGGAGCUUUAUCGGCACCAGGAGAUUGGGACGCUUAUAGAGGUUGUGAUGGAUCUGGGUCGCAAGCCUCUCGCCAGGUUUCCUUCCGGAGAUUGGGUUAUCUCUGAACAACCCAUAAAGCUUGAAGAUUUACGCCAUGCCAUUUCCAAGGUAGGUGAGUUUUCUGAUGACAACCGAUCUGGUAUUAAUAGCUCUUUACACCGUAUAAGUGCGAUUCGGAAUCGUAAAAUGCAAAUCAUUGGCCUUACUUGCCGGGUGGGUCGAGCAGUGAGUGGUAGUGCGGAAAUCAUACGUGAUUUGGUUGAGGAUGGGGGUUCUAUAUUGGUCAUAGGACCUCCCGGAGUGGGUAAAACUACGUUAAUCAGAGAGAUUGCUAGGAUGCUGGCAGAUGAGUUAAAGAAGCGUGUUGUAAUAGUGGAUACAUCCAAUGAAAUUGGAGGUGAUGGAGAUGUUCCUCAUGCAGGCAUAGGCAGGGCAAGGAGGAUGCAAGUUCCAAAUGUACAUAUGCAGCAUAAUGUUAUGAUUGAAGCAGUUGAAAAUCAUAUGCCUGAAACCAUUAUAAUUGAUGAAAUUGGAACAGAGCUUGAAGCAUUAGCAGCUAGUACCAUUGCUCAAAGAGGAGUCCAAUUGGUUGGAACAGCACAUGGAAUGACAAUUGAAAACAUAAUAAAAAAUCCUUCUCUUCAGAAUCUUGUUGGUGGCAUAGAGAGUGUAACCCUUGGAGAUGAGGAAGCUAAGAAAAGAAAAGUGCAGAAGACAAUUCUAGAAAGGAAAGGACCUCCUACAUUUACUUGUGCUGUUGAGUUGAUAUCUAAAACUGAAUGUCGCGUUCAUCAUAGAUUAGAUGCAACUGUGGAUGCCAUUUUGGCAGGAAAAUCUCCAUUAUUUGAAGUCCGUCAAUGGGAUGACUCUGCAAAAGAUUUAUUGCAGUAUGCUCCAAUGCCUGAAAAAAGUCUUGGAGAAACCCUUGAUAUAACUAAGAAUAGUAUCAUAAGUUCUGAAAUAGAUUCUGAUAAGGAUGAUAAAGACCUUUCUCCUACAUGGUCCGUGAAAUGGAGCACUAGUGGAUCUGUAAAUAAUACUGUGAGUUCUGACUUUAAGUCUGAUGAGGAUGAAGCAGACAGCCCUACUUCUCGAUCUAAGAAAUGGAGUACUAAUGGAUCUGUGACUACGAGGAGGUCACCAGUUCAAGUGUAUACUUACAAGAUUCUUGAAGCUGAUCUACUGCAAGUAGCAAAGGUGAUGGGACUUGAAGAUUUGGUAGAUGUAACAGAUGAUAUUGGAGCUGCUGAUGCAAUUCUAGCAUCCAGUUCUGAGAUACGACAGAACCCAUGGAUCCGUAGUGUAGCGAAAUUCCACAAGUUACCAAUUUUUGUUAUUAAGUCCAAUACCAUGGCACAAAUGGUCAAAGCAGUACGUAUGAUCCUUGGGCUAGAAUCAUUUGGCCCUGCAAAAAAACCUUACAAUGAUGCUCUUGAUAUUGAAAUCGAGGAUGAUGAACCAAAACGAAAACCAUCUCUGGAAGAGAUUGAUGCCUUGGAGGAGGUUAGACUUGCAAUAGAAUACAUUGUGAUACCCGGUGGGGAACCUGUGGAGCUCCUUCCUAGACGUUCGGAAAUAAUAGCACGGCAGCUCGAACUUGUAGAAAGCUAUCAGUUGGCUGCUGAAAAGUCAGGUACAGAACAAAACCCAAGGUUGCAGAUACUUCCCAUGAGGCUAAAUGCAAAAAAAAUAUCUAAAUCCAGUUCUGCUUCCCGCAAGAAAACAAGUCCUAAUUCAGUGUCUACUGGUGGUGGUGGUGGCAAGGGUACCAGUGUCACUAGGCUUCCCCUUUUGCCCGAAUAGUUCAGAGAAAAAAAAAUAUAUUAAAUUGCUCCAAUUCUAACAUGUUUCACUCCCCUGGUUUGUACAUGUAAAAUGUACAGUGGCCAUGUAAUUAUGUAAAUAAGUUAUUUAUACAGCCAAAGAGCUUGUUGUUGCUCAUAAAUUUGGUGUGUGAUGGUGAUUUCAUAGGCUUGAUCCUACACCAUGUUACCCCUCUUCCCAUUUGUAUUCAUAAAAAAAUUCAACAUUGUAAGUAUUUUUCACCUGCAAUAUAAUUCAUUUGUAAUUGCUUUCA